GGCGCUCCCGCCGGCCAUGACCGGCGAGAAGCUCCGCUCGCUGCGCAGGGACCACAAACCCAGCAAAGAGGACGGGGACCUGCUGGCGGCCGGCGAGGACGAGGCGGCCGCGGCGCCCGGGGGCGCCUUCACGGGCGGGAAGGGCGGGCGGGCCGGGGGGCACCGCGGGCCCGGCGCUCACCGGCACCGCCCGCCGGCCCGGGCCGCCCCCGCCGGGCCCGAGCGCGGCCCCUUCCCCGUGCACGAGUGCGUGUUCAAGGGGGACGUGCGGCGGCUCUCGGCGCUCAUCCGCACGCAGGGCAUCGCCCAGAAGGACAGUCACGGAAACACUCCUUUACAUCUUGCUGUGAUGUUGGGACAUAAAGAAUGUGCCCACCUGCUUUUAGCCCAUAAUGCUCCAGUAAAGGUGAAAAAUGCUCAGGGAUGGAGCCCUCUGGCCGAAGCCAUCAGCUAUGGAGACAGACAGAUGAUUUCAGCACUCCUGAGGAAGCUCAAGCAGCAAUCCAGGGAAAGUGUUGAAGAGAAACGACCUCGAUUAUUAAAAGCCCUGAAGGAGCUAGGUGACUUCUAUCUAGAGCUUCACUGGGAUUUUCAAAGUUGGGUGCCUUUACUUUCCCGAAUUCUGCCUUCUGAUGCAUGUAAAAUACACAAACAAGGUAUAAAUAUCAGGCUGGACACAACUCUGAUAGACUUUACUGACAUGAAGUGCCAACGAGGGGAUUUAAGCUUCAUUUUUAACGGUGACGCCGCACCCUCCGAAUCUUUUGUAGUUUUAGACAAUGAGCAAAAAGUUUACCAGCGAAUACACCACGAGGAAUCCGAGAUGGAGACAGAAGAGGAGGUUGACAUUUUGAUGAGCAGUGACAUUUACUCUGCCACCUUAUCCACCAAAUCCAUCACAUUCACACGGGCCCAGACUGGCUGGCUCUUCAGGGAGGACAAAACUGAAAGAGUAGGAAACUUCCUGGCAGAUUUCUACUUGGUGAAUGGACUUGUGUUGGAAUCCAGGAAAAGAAGGGAACAUCUCAGUGAGGAGGAUAUCCUUCGGAAUAAAGCAAUCAUGGAGAGCCUGAGCAAAGGGGGAAACCUCAUGGAGCAGAAUUUUGAGCCCGUGCGCCGGCAGUCACUGACCCCACCGUCCCCCAACACCAUCUCCUGGGAGGAGUACAUCUCUGCAGAGAGUGGCAAAGCUCCUCACCUGGGCAGGGAGCUGGUCUGCAAGGAAAGCAAGAAAACCUUCAAAGCCACGAUAGCAAUGAGCCAGGAAUUCCCCUUAGGAAUCGAAUCGUUGUUGAAUGUCUUAGAAGUCAUUGCACCCUUCAAGCACUUUAACAAACUUAGAGAAUUUGUUCAAAUGAAGCUUCCACCAGGCUUUCCUGUCAAAUUAGACAUCCCGGUGUUCCCCACCAUCACAGCCACUGUGACCUUCCAGGAGUUUCGCUACGACGAGUUCCAUGACUCCAUCUUCAGCAUUCCCGACGACUACAAGGAGGAUCCCAGCCGCUUCCCGGACCUCUAGGGGGGGCUGGAAGCUUCCUGGGGAACGCCCACGUGCCGGGGAAAGGGAAUGGCCGCAGCCACAGUAGAGUAGAGCCGUGGGGCCACAGGAAGGGAUGAACUGCGUGAGCCCAAAGGCAGCAAAGGGAACGAGCAGCAGUGCGGAUGUGCUGGCACUGCACUGGGCAUCAGCCCCCUGGGCAUCAGCCCCCUGGGCAUCAGCUCCUGCUUCCCAGAGCCUCCUGCUGCCAUUCCCUUUGGCACAGCCAGUCCUGGCCCAGGAGCUGCCACCCCCAGCUGCGAGGAGCUGCUGGUUUUUAAAUUUUUUUUACAUUGCUGGACCUUGGCACCGAGCUGGGCCCGGGGCUGGGGGUGAGCCCCCCCCCUUCCCCCCCAUCCUUCCCGUGCUCCCUGUUCCCUGAGCUCCCAGCUCAGCCAUGGAAUGUUGGAAGGUAUCCCCAAGGAAUGCCUUGGCUGUAGAUGAAUGAACCAAAUGGGCACCAUUGACACUUGGAUUUGCUGCUGCACCCCAGGGCAGAGCCAGCUGUGCUCUGCAGGGAGUGAGGCACCUCUGGAGCACCAGCCUGGUGCUGUCCCUGCCUGAUCCCUCCAUUCCCACUCCCCUCCCUGCUCUCUGCUCCCUGCCUGCCUCCCUGUGCUUUUGGGGAGCAUUCCAGGGCUGCCUGGGCCAGGAAUGUCACUUUUUAAUCCUAUUUUUGAGCCUCACUUGGGAGAGGUGUCCCAGCACUGAGCACCACCAGGUCAGUCCGUGUGUGCAGCCUGGAAAUCUGGGAUGCCCAGAGGCCCUGGGGAGAGCUCAGGCAUUGCCCCUUCCUGCACGAGGAGCUUUCCCUGCACUCGUGGUGCUCACAGGCAGCUUUCACUGGGGUGUUCCCACUUCCAUUUCCUGCCUCUUUGUGUUUCUAUCACAGAGAAUCCCAGACUGGUUUGGGAUGGGGGGACCUUAGUCCCCCACUUUGUGGAUGUUUCAGUACUCCAGCUCCUCGAGCUUAUUCCCAUUCCCAGUUGUUCCAGUCUCCUCAUCUAAACCAAUAAUUCACCUUUUUGGGGUUUGUUAGGCAAGAUUUGUGCAGAAGGCUGAUGGUGCUAUUUGUUUGUAUGAAGAAAUUUAGAUUCAAGUGCUGUGGUGUCAUUGUACAAAAAAAUGUAAAUAUUUUCCAAAUUAUAUUCUUUGUGCACUGUAGGUAAAACUUUUUCUGGAAUUCCAUAGAGUUAAGGAUCAAAGUUUAUAAUGAAGAGGAUGCUCAGUGGAAGGGAACAGCUGUGCUGAGCACGAGGGACAAGGGAGGGGCUGAGCACAGGGCAAAGGUGUCAGGCACACCUGAGAGCAGGGGAUUCCAAACUGCUGGAAUCCCUGAGCCAUCCCAAAGAGGCUGCUCCGGGGAAGGACAGGGAGGAGGAGGAGGCCCAGGGAAUCACUGUCAGCAAAAUUCAGGAGCACCAGAGUGGGAGGGUGGGGUUGGUCCUUCCCCAGCACCUCUGUGAAGCUGGGGAGCACUGGGAUGUGUGGGAAUAGGGAAACACAGGGGAGCAGUGCAGCUUUGUUAAUUCAAACUCAAACCUAAAAUAAAACUUUAGGGAAAACAAGCAAAGGGAAAUGAGUCCUGCAGUGCUGUGUCAGGGCAGGUGUGGAGCAUCCUCUGGGAAUGAUGGAACUUGU
Messenger RNA from Sturnus vulgaris (Common starling), 3178 nucleotides. RefSeq names its product ankyrin repeat domain 13C (gene ANKRD13C). Gene Ontology annotation, cellular component: cytoplasm. The record is from RefSeq and is a predicted model, not a curated record. Gene Ontology annotation, biological process: protein retention in ER lumen. Gene Ontology annotation, molecular function: signaling receptor binding. Lineage: Eukaryota; Metazoa; Chordata; Aves; Passeriformes; Sturnidae.